GGAGGUGGAGCAAAGGGCGGGCCCCGAGACUCCGCCCAUCCCACAAAGCGGAGUUUUGUUGGUCUCUGGACCUUACCGGUUGUGCGGCCCAGGAGAGUGACUACAGCCAGGAUGGCUUCGAAGUCAGAGGACGGUGGGACUAUGUGUGCGCUGGAGUUUACAGUGCAGAUGAGUUGUCAGAGCUGUGUGGACGCUGUGCACAAGACCCUGAAAGGGGUGGCAGGUGUCCAGAAUGUGGAUGUUCAGUUGGAGAACCAGAUGGUGUUGGUGCAUACCACUUUGCCCAGCCAGGAGGUGCAAGCACUCCUGGAAAGCACAGGGAGGCAGGCUGUACUCAAGGGCAUGGGCAGCAGCCAAUUACAGAAUCUGGGAGCAGCAGUGGCCAUUCUGGAGGGCUGUGGCCCCGUGCAGGGCGUGGUCCGCUUCCUACAGCUAUCCUCUGAACUCUGCCUGAUUGAGGGAACCAUUGACGGCCUCGAGCCUGGGCUGCAUGGACUCCAUGUCCAUCAGUAUGGGGACCUUACAAGGGACUGCAAUAGAUUAGGCACAUCCUCUCUAUUGAGCUCAGACAGGGGCAUCUCUGUUGACGAAUGGAUACUACAGUCAGUCUGCAACUUUAGGGAGACCCUCUGCUCCAGUUGUCGGAGGACCCACAUAGAGACUGAGCUUCAUCACCGGGGAGAUCUGGGCAAUGUCCAAGCUGAAGCUGGUGGCCGGGCUACUUUCCGGAUAGAGGAUAAACAGCUGAAGGUGUGGGAUGUGAUUGGCCGUAGCCUGGUUAUCGAUGAGGGAGAAGAUGACCUGGGCCGGGGAGGCCAUCCCUUAUCCAAGAUCACAGGGAAUUCUGGGAAGAGGUUGGCCUGUGGCAUCAUUGCACGUUCUGCAGGGCUUUUCCAGAAUCCCAAGCAGAUCUGCACCUGCGAUGGCCUCACUAUCUGGGAAGAGCGAGGGCGGCCCAUUGCUGGUCAAGGCCGAAAGGACUCAGCCCAACCCCCUGCUCACCUCUAAACAGAGCCUCGCACCAGAUGGCUCGGUCCUCCUAGCUGAACAUCUUCUUGCAGAGGGAGCUGCGGGCCCUUGCUUGUACAGGCCUAAGCACAGAGCAGAUAGGUGGUGUUGUUCCUGAACAAAUUAAAUUGUUACUUUCAUAUGGCA
This is a messenger RNA of Mastomys coucha (southern multimammate mouse), 1155 nucleotides long. RefSeq names its product copper chaperone for superoxide dismutase (gene Ccs). Gene Ontology annotation, biological process: removal of superoxide radicals. Gene Ontology annotation, molecular function: copper ion binding. The transcript has 8 exons. NCBI's taxonomy places the organism in Eukaryota, Metazoa, Chordata, Mammalia, Rodentia, Muridae. Bases 112 to 1008 code for a protein of 298 amino acids. The record is from RefSeq and is a predicted model, not a curated record.